Messenger RNA from Aspergillus clavatus NRRL 1, 2205 nucleotides. RefSeq lists its product as uncharacterized. NCBI's taxonomy places the organism in Eukaryota, Fungi, Ascomycota, Eurotiomycetes, Eurotiales, Aspergillaceae. Bases 1 to 2205 code for a protein of 734 amino acids. The record is from RefSeq and is a predicted model, not a curated record. The transcript is spliced from 7 exons.
AUGACUGACACGGACGAACGAUCUGCCCGCGCCCUCUUCAAGGCGUCGCAGAAGACCCCCAAUGUCGCAGAAUACGUUCUCGACGUCAAGGUCAAGACCUGGGUCGACAAUGACUGGGCAUCCAUGCUGGCGGUAGCCCCAGUGAAAGAAAUCUUCCUCGAGCUGAAGGAGCCCGAGUUCGACAGCGGUUCCGUCACCGUCGAAAUGGAAGCGCUGCUGGAGGCAUCGACUGAAUGCCAGACGGAGGCGGUCGAGAUGCACGCCCAGUUCGUGGAGUGGCUGGAGUUCGUCAAGGAGCUGCACGAGGCGUGCGUGAACGAGUCGAGUGUGACGGAGGUCAAGUUCAACACUACCACGGCGGAGGAAUCCUCGAAGAAGCUGGAGGAGGAGGAGCGGAAGAGAUACUACGAGGAAUACAAGGGGAAGGUGGACAAGGUGGAGGGCAAGCUGACGGAGUAUGAGACCAAGUACAAGGAUUUACUGGAUAAAUGGCCAACAGGCGAUGACCUUCUCAAGCAGCAGCUGGCCGUUAUGGCAGCCGAAGCCCUGAGCUCCCUGGUCAAGAUCGUCGGUAAAGCCGUCGCUGCGAAGCUCUCGCCCAUGUCAGUCUUCUCCAAGGACGACGAUAGCUCGUCGGGAAAGAGCAGCGGUUCAUCCAAGGGGAGAAAGAAGAAGCAGGUCAUCGAUGACGACGAUUUUGAAGACAUGGCGCUGGCCAACUGCCCACUGGUCCUUCGGGCACUGACUGGACUGGACGGGAUUGUCCGGGGCAAGGAUGGAGUUGACUGGGACUUGGUUGUGAGCAGCGAUAGUGGCAAGAGCAGCAAGAAAGACAAGGACGGUAAGGACACGAAAAAGGGCAAAGAUGACAAGGAGACGAAGAGCGCGACCAAAAAAGGCAAGUCUGGCAAGUUGAAUCUGGCGAUCGUCUUGAAUCUCUUGACAGAAACCCGGGCCUCCAUCCGUAAGGAUCCCGACGAGCGCUCGACCAAGGCUGGCAAGGCUCUGCUGCAGAUUCUCAAGGAGGCCAUCGAUGUAGCCGAUGCGAUCGAGAAGGCCGGCGCAAACAAGACCAAGGCUGCGGAACUGCCCAAGAAGGGCUCUUCGACUGUCAAGGGCUGGGAAAAGAAGGUCGAAACCUUGCUCACCAAGACGAGAAAGCUGCGAUCGCAGGCCAACGCGUCCGGCAGCUCCCCGAGUCCCACGCCCAUCACGGCCCCCGACGAAGACGAAGAGGAAGAGCUGGCCGGCAAGACCGAUAUCAACAAGUCCACCAUCGAAGCGGCGCGGAUUGCCGUGGAGACGGCCCAGAAGACCAUGCUGUCGACGCAGGAAGUGGCCCGGCAGAUGGGUGACAAGGCGCUGGAGCUCCAGGACAAGCUGGCGACUCUGCGCCGGGAGAUCCACGAGCUGGGCGAGAAGAAGAUCACGCUGGAGGUCGUGCGCGGCGUGCUACAGGAUUGCAUUCGCUUCCUCAUCCAGCUCGAGGACAACAUGAAGAGACUGAUCCGAUUUUUCAGCACGGUGGCGACGAUGAUCUCUGUUGCGGUGAGCACGCGCGUGAAGCCAUUCACCAAGCACGUGGAGAACGCUCGGCUCACGCGAGACGCCGGAAAGAUGUACAAGGAGCACGUGUUGAUGCGGAUUUUCCAAUAUUCCCUCAACGUGGCGGCCCACUUCGAUCUGUACAAGGAUAUCUCGAGCAUGUACUGUAAGGUGCAUGACUCCGAUAUCGAGCGCGGCAUUGUAGUGGUGAAGAAGAUGGGCCUUCUUUCGACCGAAAAGGGAACCGAGAACCUACUCGGCCAGAAGAAGUUGGAGCUCAAGGAGUACGCCGAGGGAGCUCAGAAGAGCAUCAGGGCUAUUGUCAAGGAGCAAGGAGACCUGUAUGCUGCGGGUUAUAACAAGCGAAUUGAAGCCUUCAGCCAGCUCUUGGGCCGCGUUACGGUGCCGGCUCUCCCGGCGGAGCAAAAUCAGGCCAUCGAGGAGGGCGCCGCAGAAGGCGCCCAAGUACUCAAAGAUCGGUUGGAGUAUAGCAAUGGGGCGCUGGAGUCGCUCACUCAGCCGCGUGAAGUCCGGGCUAAGCAUGUGAAGGAUUUGGUCCAAGCCACCGAUCCUGACUACAAGGCCCAGAUGGAGUCCGAGCGGAAAAAGGCUAAGGAGGAGCGACGGCGAAAGGCGCAAGAGGAGCAUGAUGAUUAUUAA